AUGGAAGAAAAGGAGUCCAGGGAGUCGGAGCCCGGGGUCCAGACGGAAAGCCUCUCAUUGAUAAUAAGCGAUGAGGGAGAGGAGGCCACUCCGCCUUACAGCGCUUCGGCACAGCACGCAGCAGGUGAAGAUAACAUGACCAAUGGUCAUGUUAGAGAUGACAGUCAAGCUGGUCUGAUCACUCAUGUGGACUCACCAGGGACGAGCUACUGGAGUGUUUCGGAGAGUCCUGAAUCACCCUUCCUGCUGUCCCCUGUUCCAGGGCCAUCUAGACACAAAACAUCUCCGGCUAAAUCAGGGCGGGCAUCACGGACUGGCCACAGCCGUAUCCCUGGUCGAGACCACCGCCGUUACUACCAUGAGCACUGGAGAACCGAGUACCUGAUGGACUUUGACCCCAAGAGGAAUGGGAUGAUCUGCAUGGUAUGUGGCAGUUCCUUAGCCACUCUAAAGCUGAGCACCAUUAAGAGACAUAUCAGGCAGAAGCAUCCCGAUUCCUUGCUGUGGAGUGCAUCAGAUAAGGAGGUGAUCCGUUCGGGCUGGGAGAACCAUCUGAAUCUAGAGACUAGUCAGACAUCCUGUCCAGAUUCAGCCAUCGCCUCAGAGCCAGAGGAGACACUAGAAUGCGCCAGUCUUUCUACAGACAAGCCUGGCAGUGCUGUGAUAGUUAAAACUGAGUCCCAGUCCGAGCCUAGCAUGGUGAGCUCCUCAUCGGCUCAGGAGACUCAGAGUGUGUCGUCUGAGAUGCUAGAGCGCUACGUGAACGACUCGCUGCACGCCUGGUUCCGCCAGGAGUUCCUAAUGGAGUACCAGGCAGAGGCAGGCAGGCUGGUGUGCAUGGUGUGCAGCCGUCCCUUGCCCUCACUUCAUCUCGACCACAUCAAGAGGCAUGUGCUGGAACAGCAUCCCAACUCACUGGUGUACAGCGCAGAGGAGAAACAUCGCGUGCUGCAGAGCUGGGCCCAAAGCCAGGACUCUGCAAGAGACUAUGUCAAGUCAGAGCCAGACACCAAAGAUCUGAGCGUGAACAGCCCAGUACAGUUCCCUUCCACAGAGCCUGAUUCUCUCCAGCACAGCACAGAGCCAUACGGAGGGUCUGGGAGGGAACCACAUGCCCCUCCCCACCUCACAACCAACACCAGGUUAAAAAACAGCUGCCCAUGGCAUCUACGGCUGGAUUAUUUGGUUGCUAUUGGGCCUCCGAACAUGCCAGGUUGCUACUGCAUGGUGUGUUCUGAGGAACUGCCAGUGGUGAGAGUCAGCAGCUUUCGCAGGCACAUACAGGACUGCCAUCCUGAGACCAGCAAUCUCAGCCAAAGAGAGAGAGAAGAUAUAGCCAGCGCCUGGACCCAGGACGGGGCCACGGAGGAGCCGGAAACACACUCAGAGCAGGCAAAAGCUGCCCCCAGUGACGCACUUGUUGAAAGCAAGACGCUGUCCAUAAAACCAUCCACCAGGCAGCGUGGCAUCCAGAAGGAAGAUGGAGAGAGGUCGAAGGUCAUGUCAGCGCCCAUUAUCGGGCGACACAGCCACUACCCAGGCAAGGAUCAGCGGCGUAACUACCAGGUACGCUGGCGCAUGGAGUACCUGAUGGACUACGACUGCAGGAGGCACGGGCUGAUCUGCAUGGUGUGCGGCGCCACGUUAGCGACUCUGAAGGUGAGCACGAUCAAGAGGCACAUCCAGCAAGUCCACCCUCACUCACUGAACUACAGUCCCGAGGAGAAACAGCAGGCAGUGCAGAGCUACACCCAAGCGACGCUACACUUCAUUCACUCAGACAACUGUUUCUCAGGCUCGGACCAUGGUCACGUAGCACAGACUAACACUAACGCUGAGAUCGACCAGGUUUAAUGAACGGUGGGGGUUGUGGCAUGCUUUCUUGCACUCAGGAAGAAGAUUGCUGGAACAAGCCAAAAAUAUGAUCUCUGCAGCUUUUUAGUUGAGAAUGUAAGCUUGAUACAGUUUUCUUUGUGCACUUUUUUGUUUGUUUGAUUUCACAACAUGGUUUCUGUUAGUAAGCAGUGAUCUGCUUGGAGGUGGAGAAAUGUAAAGUUGUUUCCUACAGAGGAAUGAUGUCAAUGGCCUGAAUAAGAAUGAAGGACCUUUUUUCCCCCUAA
Molecule: messenger RNA, 2120 nt
Organism: Pangasianodon hypophthalmus (striped catfish)
Lineage: Eukaryota; Metazoa; Chordata; Actinopteri; Siluriformes; Pangasiidae
Gene: zfta
Product: zinc finger translocation associated
Exons: 5
Coding region: 1-1854 (617 amino acids)
Biological process (GO): negative regulation of DNA-templated transcription
Source: RefSeq, a predicted model, not a curated record